This is a messenger RNA of Dromiciops gliroides (monito del monte), 979 nucleotides long. RefSeq names its product mitochondrial ribosomal protein L49 (gene MRPL49). Gene Ontology annotation, molecular function: structural constituent of ribosome. NCBI's taxonomy places the organism in Eukaryota, Metazoa, Chordata, Mammalia, Microbiotheria, Microbiotheriidae. The record is from RefSeq and is a predicted model, not a curated record. The transcript is spliced from 4 exons. Gene Ontology annotation, biological process: translation. Bases 63 to 575 code for a protein of 170 amino acids. Gene Ontology annotation, cellular component: mitochondrial large ribosomal subunit; ribosome.
GUAGUGGGCGGGCCUGGGGCGGAGGCGGAAGUCCUCCCCCGCACCGGUCAGGGCUCUGUAGUAUGGCGCUGGCGGUCGUGUCGUCCGCUCUCCGCGCGGGCUGGAGGGCUUGCGGGCGGCCAGGACGCCCGGCCUGCGGGCUCCGCUGGCAGAGCCAGACCCAGGAGCCGCCUGCUUACCCUGGAGUCGUGGAGUCCACGGCAGAGUAUGAAUUUGUGGAGCGCCUCAUCCCCCCUGCCAGCAUCCCAGACCCCCCCAGACACCAGAGUUACCCCACGCCGAGCGGCUGGCAGCCUCCCAGAGACCCACGGCCCAACCUCCCCUACUUCAUUCGUCGUUCCCGGAUGCACAAUGUCCCUGUCUACACUGAGCUCACCCAUGGCAACCGUCAGAUGACUCUGAUCCGGAAGGUGGAGGGGGAUAUCUGGGCCCUGCAGAAAGAUGUGGAAGCGUUCUUGGCCUCACUGUUGGGGAAGGCGCCUGUGACACAGGUCAACGAGGUGACCAGGACCCUGCGGAUCAAGGGUUACUUUGACCAGCAGCUAAAGGCCUGGCUCCUGGAGAAGGGCUUCUGAGGACGGACCAGCUCAACCCGUGGGCUGGCCCCUGUCCCAGGGGUGGCACCGAGGCAGACCCCUCCAGUUCAGCCCCAGCAGUGGCUGCUGCUCCCCCUUGGGGGCUGGGGCUUUCUGGACUCUAGACAAGUAUCUUCUCAAAGCGAACUCACUCCCCCCCCCUCAGGAAUCUUUAUGGGAAAUUUCUGGGAAAUGAAAAACAUUCAUCCCCUGGCUUGGCAGAGGCCCCAGCCAAGGUGGUGACUUAGGAAGAGGAGGCAGGCACAGCGCAAAGAAGACAUGUCACUAAUUCCCAGGGGGAGGGGUACCACGGCACAACCUGGCACCAACUUUAAUGCAAGUUUUUAUCUUGGCCGUAUAUACAAUUGAAGCUAUUAAAAUUUGUACAAUAUUUACAAAUUAAA